CUUUCAGUUGCAUACGCAUGCGAAAGAAACACAUAACUCUUUUUUCUGCCUCCCCUCCAUAGAAGCAAAAGACAGAUUUAGAGAAAGAUACAAGAAUGGUGCCUUAAAAGAGCCGCUCUUUCUAAAUCUCUGUCACCUAUAACAUUUUGCAAAACAAAGCAGUCUUUUCUGUAUUCAAAGUAGAAAAGACAAAGCAAAUGCAAGAUAGCAAGUUUGUUGUUUAUAGUUUCAUUGCUUGCAUUUUGUUUCUUGGCGUCAAUGGAGAAAGCCCUUAUAGGUUUUUCACUUUGAAAGUCACGCACGGUGAUAUUUACCCUCUUGGCGUUAAGCAAAAGGGGAUCUUAAUAAAUGGGCAGUUUCCAGGGCCUACGAUCGAUGCAGUUACUAAUGAUAACCUCAUUAUCCAUGUUUAUAACUACUUAAACGUACCAUUCCUCAUCUCUUGGAAUGGAGUGCAGCAGAGGAGAAACUCAUGGCAGGAUGGUGUGUUAGGCACGAAUUGUCCAAUUCGACCAGGGAAAAACUUUACUUACGUGCUCCAAGUAAAAGACCAGAUUGGUACCUUUUUCUACUUCCCAUCACUUUUUUUCCAUAAGGCUGCUGGUGGAUAUGGCAGCAUCAGAAUCUGGAGCCGCCCUAAGAUCCCAGUACCUUUUCCAACUCCCGCCGGAGAUUUCACUGUACUGGCCGGAGACUGGUAUAAGAGAAAUCACUAUGUAUUAAGACGUUACUUGGAGAGUGGACAUAGCCUUCCCUUCCCUGAUGGACUUGUUAUUAAUGGUCGAGGUUGGAAUGGAUACACAUUCACAGUUGAUCCGGGCAGGACAUACAGGUUCAGGGUAUCGAAUGUUGGGAUCUCCACUUCAAUUAACUUCAGGAUCCAGAGCCACAAGCUCAAACUCAUAGAAGUAGAAGGAUCUCAUACGCUUCAGAAUACCUACCAUUCUUUCGAUAUCCAUCUCGGGCAGUCGUAUUCGUUCUUGGUCACCGCCGAUCAGGCGCCGCAGGAUUACUAUGUCGUUGCCUCUUCGCGCUUCACUCCUCGUGUGCUCACAACCACUGCCAUCCUUCACUACAGCAAUUCGAGAAAGGGAGUUUCCGGUCUGAUUCCUUGGGCUCCCACUUUCCAAAUUGCUCCAUCACUCAUGCAGGCGAGAUCCAUACGUUGGAACCUGACAGCGAGUGGACCUAGGCCUAAUCCCCAAGGCUCCUACCACUAUGGAAUGAUCACCCCAAGCCGCACUAUCAUGCUUGCCAAUUCUGCGCCUUAUAUUAAUGGAAAGCAGAGGUAUGCUGUCAAUGGUGUCUCAUAUGUUCCACCAGAUACCCCGUUAAAACUAGCAGAUUACUUCAAGAUUCCCGGUGUCUUCAAUCUCGGAAGCAUCCCUACUCGGCCUCCUUCAGGAAACAAUGCCUACUUACAGACUUCUGUCAUGGCAGCCGACUUCCGGGAAUAUGUUGAAAUCGUAUUUCAAAACUGGGAGAACACUGUUCAAUCAUGGCAUAUAGAUGGAUAUUCCUUCUUUGUUGUAGGGAUGGAUGGAGGGCAAUGGACGCCUGAUAGUAGAAGAAGCUACAAUUUGAUAGACGCAGUGUCUCGCUGCACUACUCAGGUGUAUCCGAGGUCAUGGACCGCCAUCUACAUGGCUCUGGACAACGUGGGGAUGUGGAAUAUAAGGUCAGAGAACUGGGCCAGACAAUAUUUAGGGCAACAGUUUUAUCUCAGGGUUUACUCCCCGGCAAAUUCAUGGAGAGAUGAAUAUCCAAUCCCAAAGCAUGCUCUUCUAUGUGGUCGGGCCAGAGGUCGCCGUACAAGGCCUCUUUAAAUUAGCUACAAGAAAAGGAACCACGAUGUCAUGACGGGGUGACAUGGGAUAUGAUAUGAUAUGAUGAACAAAAUCAAGUUAUUUAACUGCGGAGCUCAAGUUGAGCUAUUCAGUCAAUUCUUUGUUUGCUUUGAACAUUUUCAUGUUUCUAUGACAUUAUUAUCAGCGUCUAAUCUGUAUAUGCCUAAGAACAUUUUUUUGUUUAGGCUUCAACUUUCAGAUUUUCGAUUCGAUUAUCUUUUGGGAGAACAUUAAAAGGGUUGAAUAUUCUUUUAUUUUCAUUUUCUGUUUUCCAUUUCUAGGUUAAUUGUUCUUCUUUUUGCCACGAAA
Gossypium arboreum is the source of this 2156-nucleotide messenger RNA. RefSeq names its product L-ascorbate oxidase homolog. Lineage: Eukaryota; Viridiplantae; Streptophyta; Magnoliopsida; Malvales; Malvaceae. The coding region runs from base 198 to 1826 and encodes 542 amino acids. Gene Ontology annotation, molecular function: oxidoreductase activity; copper ion binding. The record is from RefSeq and is a predicted model, not a curated record. The transcript is spliced from 7 exons.